Molecule: messenger RNA, 3723 nt
Organism: Mya arenaria
Lineage: Eukaryota; Metazoa; Mollusca; Bivalvia; Myida; Myidae
Product: tyrosine-protein kinase SRK2-like
Exons: 11
Coding region: 137-1663 (508 amino acids)
Biological process (GO): cell surface receptor protein tyrosine kinase signaling pathway; cell differentiation; protein phosphorylation
Cellular component (GO): extrinsic component of cytoplasmic side of plasma membrane
Molecular function (GO): signaling receptor binding; ATP binding; non-membrane spanning protein tyrosine kinase activity
Source: RefSeq, a predicted model, not a curated record
GUCUGACCAAUGUCUCGUGAUAUCACGUACGCUGCCGAACUGUCCAGACUAACUUCCUGCUCCUAAAAUUUGUUUACGAUUUCAGUGUUUCACAGUUUUUCAAUUAUGUCGUAAUCAAAAGUGUGAUGUGUCAGCCAUGGGCAACUGUUUCAGCAAUGAGGAAAAGAAACCGAGGGAAAGCACCCUCCCUUCCCAUCAGGAUUUGAACCGAUCACAGCAGGUGCCAGUCUCCCCUAACAAUGUAAAUGUGUCCAUCAACGACCCCGUCAGACCUCUACCGUCUACACCGAAAGUGAAGGAUGGCCUGACUGUACGUGCCUUGUAUGACUUUGAUGCCAUCAAUGAUGAUGAUCUCAGCUUCCGCAAGGGAGAUAAGUUGGAAGUUGAUGAGGAAACAAGUCAGAACUCCGAUUGGUGGGUUGCCACUCAUCUGGCCUCCGGACAGAAGGGCUACAUUCCCAGUAACUACGUCACCAAGGAUGACAACUCACCACAGUCACAGGACUGGUGGUAUAACGUGGAGAGGAAAGAAGCUGACAAACAGCUACUGUUGCCUGGCAACCCGACCGGAACAUUUCUGGUCCGCGAGGCCGGAGAUCGGGCCUCUUAUGUGCUUUCUGUGAGAGAUUACGACCCCAAGUCAAAUGACGCCUGUGUGAAACACUACCGAAUACGCCGCCUUGACAAUGGAGGGUUUUACAUCAGUCCAAAACGUACAUUCGAAAAUAUGCUGGAUUUGACGGGCCACUACAGAAAUGCUGCUGAUGGGCUGUGCUGUAAGCUGGACAUUGCCUGCCCAAAGAUCAGGCCUCUCGUACAGUUCAGGGAACUGGAGGUUGCCAGAGAGUCGGUGAAACUCCUCAAGAAACUUGGAAGUGGCUGCUUUGGGGAGGUUUAUGCAGGCAAGUGGCGUAACACUGUGGAUGUGGCUGUAAAAACAUUGAAGCAGGGCCAGAUGACGGUGGACGCCUUCCUUGAGGAGGCCAAACUUAUGCACCAGCUCAGACACUCCAAACUCGUCCAGCUGAUGGCCGUGUGCACGAAGACAGAGCCCAUCUGGAUCAUUGCAGAGCUCAUGUCGAACGGCGCCUUGCUCGACUACCUCCGAAAAGAUGAGGGCAAGCACCUCACAUUCAAUAUCCUUGCUGAUAUGGCUGGACAGAUUGCUGACGGCAUGGCAUACCUGGAGAUCGAGAACUUUGUUCACCGGGAUCUGCGGGCAGCCAACAUCCUGGUCGGGGAGCACAACGAGGUCAAGGUCGCUGACUUUGGGCUAGCACGACUCAUACAAGAGGACAUCUAUGAGGCACAUGAAAAUACAAAGUUCCCAAUCAAGUGGACGGCACCAGAGGCUGCAUUUGACCGGAAGUUCAGCAUCAAGUCUGAUGUGUGGUCGUUUGGCAUUCUGCUGUAUGAACUGAUAACAUUUGGGCGCGUACCCUAUCCAGGCAUGAAUGGUCAUGAGGUGUUGAACCGGGUAGAGAAGGGUUACCGUAUGCCGAAGCCCACGGGUGGGCCCGUAAUCUGCCAGGAGCCCUACUACGAGCACAUGAUGAAGUGCUGGAAUCGUAACCCGGAGAACCGACCGACCUUCGCCUACCUGCAGGACUUUUUCAACAACUACCUGGUGGCUGCCGAGGGGGAGUACAAGCCCAUGGAUUAAUGGAUGUGCGCGUGGGGUCCAGCCUUAUAGAACUCUGUGUUAUGGGGUUGGGGUGGGGUCUCUGGCUUGGUUUCUGAUCUUAUACUGUUCUUAUUGCUUUAUAGAUAAGUUUUAUAUGUUGUUGUUUUUUCGAAAAAUAGAACAUUGAAGAAAGCAGUGAGAGUAUUUUUUGGUUAUUGCAAUAGGAAAUAGUCCAGACUUUUUUUCUGCAUAUGUGAUCAGAACUAUUCUACUGAUAAUAAUAUUUGACAUGAUUAUCUGAUAUGCAGAGACUUGUAUAUGAAAUGUCUUUCUCAGUGAACAAAUUUGAUCUUGACUCUUGGUUCUGUGUGUAUUUUGUCUAGGUAUGUAGAAUUAACCUCAGGUUGUGAAAGUUGAUAGCUGCUUCAUUUUGUUAGGAAAAAGGCUGAAUAAAACAUCAUUUGGAGCUGUCAAAUACAUUUUGAAACUUAAAGUAGCAUUUGCUACUGAUAAUGAAAUCCUCAGUGAACCAUGAGAACCAAAAACAGGUCUGGUAGUUAAAUUUCAAAAUGGGCAGAUUUGGGCAUUCUGUGAAAUAUUUUGUUUGCACAAAAUUAUUAACUAUCUUAAAAGAACAAAUGAUCUUGAAAUCAUUUUACAUUGUGAGCACUUCCAUUCUAUUUUAAGCCACAGAAAACUGAUGUGUCAUAGUUGGUACAUUACAUCCCAUCUACAACAAGACCUAGUUCUGCUAUAGUUGAUAUGCUGUAUACCGGUAUGUACUUAAGUUACUGGUGUUUAAAAAACUGCAAUGAAAUAAUCACAUCGAAACAGGUUUUCCCAGUAAAUUCAAAUUAUGAUGUAGAUUGUAGUUAGAGGGUUCUUAUCCUAUUUCCGUGUUGUCUUGACUGUGCAAUCUAUGUGGGUGUCUUGGUCUCUCCUUGUGUAAACAGAUUUGUUCGUACUCAGAUUGUAGUUUACAAAAACAGAAUUCACUCAUCCAUCCAAUUUUGGUAUCAUAUUUUGCUGCCAUUAUUCAUUUAAUGCUUUUGGAAGUUAGUUACAUACAUUUCGCCUGAUAAUUGAUCAUAAUCAGUAACAUUUACAUCAAUUGAUGAUUUUUGAAUAAUAUACGACACUAAAGGGAGAUUAAAUGUAUGCCACUGAAUGUUGGUUUUUCUAUGCAUUUAUAUUGUUUGUAAUCUAAUUAAACCUAUUUAAUAUUUCUAGCUAUUUAUAAUGUACAUUGUUAUUCAUAUAGUAUUAUUGUGAUGGUUAAGAUUCAUUUUGAAACAUCUUUUUUAGAAAAUUUAUUUAUUAUUUAUAAAAGAAGCAAUUUUGACAAAGGUACUUUUAUAAUGGUCGGAAUUUUCACGUUCAAACAACUACAGUAAUUCUCCUCAUUUUGGGACUUCAGUUUAAGAUGCAAAACAAUCAAAGUAACCUAGAAUAGUUUGAAUGGUCAUGUGUGAUUUUACAGGUUUAUUCUGUGUUGAGUCUUUGUAUGUUCUCUUCUCUAUUGUCCUUAUCUCGUGUUAUAAUCUGGUAGGUAAGGAGUAUUUACCAAAAUUGUUCUUUAUAAUAAUACAUUCCUGUGUACAUAGUGCGUUAUUAUAUAUAAAUAAUUAUAUGUUUAGUUUGUUUUCUCUGUUGACUGCCACUAUAUAUGAUAACUUUAGCUGGCAAAGUUGUUAGAAUUUUUUUGUUUUAAAAUGCGAAAUCUUUAUAAUCAAAGCUGUUCAUAUCAUAGAGUAGAGAUUUUAAUAGUUUUAGAAAUAAGUUUUAGCAUUCCAGCAUUUGCAUCGGAACAAAGUAUUUUUAUCCUUUAUAUUAUACAUAAUUGGCCUAAAGCCUUUGUGAAAUUUGCCAUACUUUGACAUGAAAUUGUGAAAUCUUAUUAGAUUCUCUGCAGUGACAUUACUGAGUAUAUGUACUGGAUGUAUGUUUAGCUAUCACUGUAUUCACCUGUGGCCUAUGAUACACAAUAACAUAUCUGACUUAUCAUUCCUAAUUGUUGUUUCUGGAAACACUUUAUUGUACACAUGUCUACAGCUAUGUAUAUAACAUUUUUUAUAAUCAUUCAUAAAAGUAUUUUUAAC